AAACAGUCUCCCUUCAAGAAUCAUCCGACAGAGAGAGAGAGAGAGAGAGAUCCCACUAGACUAGAGUUUAAAAAAAUGCACAGAAGAAGGGACAAUCGGCGCUGGCCAGCACACAAAACCGUUACACACUCUUUUCCCUUCCAGGUUAAGAUUAAACAAAGAAGAGAAGAAGAAUAAGAUUAAACCAUUACCAGCGGAUGGUGGUAUAAAUGCGAAAGAUAGAAUUUUUUUUUAACAAGAUUACUGCGGGACUAGUGGUAGGAUUUCUAUGAGCUUAAGCAAAGGCUUUGCCCCUUCAAAUUCGUGGGAUUUUGAUUCCCCCUUUAUUUGACCGACAAUUCAGCUAUGAUGACAAAGUGACUCAUGUGAUCUGGACAUUAAGCUUAGUAAAUACAGGUGCUAUUGCAUCUGUAGCUUUAUAUUCGUAAUCUGCAGCAGAUAAGAUUGAUGUGCAAUGCAGAGAUCACGUAGAGCUCUUCUACAACGAAGAGCUUUGGAAAGGGCUAUUUGUGGGAGGAAUCGCUUGUGCAAGGUUUCUGUUUCUGUUUCUGUUUCUGCCGUAGUUGUUCUCUGGGGACUCGUGUUCUUUUUGAACAUAUGGUUUGGGCAAAGUGAUAAUUAUAAAGAUGGAUCCACAGAUUUUCCUGUUAGUGUAAGAAUCUGGGAUGGUGACAAAAGAGAACCUGAUGUGGGGCAAAGUUCUGCUUCACCUGAUGGCAGGAGUUCGUUAAGGGAAACUCCUUCUGUGGACUCUACUGAGGCUUCAUGUUCAGAAGCAGCUGGAACUGAAAAUGUAAAUGGUAAAUUAGAAGAUUUGUCGAAUGAUGCGAGUCCAGAUUCACGUUUUCAGGAGCAAGGGUUGGGUGGAAAAUCAGAUCUUGCCACAACUUCAGUAAGAGAAGAUCCAAUAUCAGAUAGAUUUUCUCUUGCAGUACCUUUAGGACUUGAUGAAUUCAAAAACAGAGCAAUCAGUUCCAGGAGUAGAUACAUGAGCAGCCAUGCUGGGAGCAUUAAACAUAGAGUUGAGCCUGGAGGGGCCGAGCACAACUAUGCUUCCUCAUCAAAAGGAGCUAAGGUCUUAGCAUCCAACAAGGAUGCCUAUGGUGCUUCUAAUAUCUUAAGCAAAGACAAGGACAAGUACCUUCGAAAUCCAUGCUCUGCUGAGGAAAAAUUUGUUGUAAUCGAACUCUCAGAAGAAACAUUGGUUGACACAGUUGAAAUAGCAAAUUUUGAGCAUCACUCAUCCAAUUUAAAAGAAUUUGAGUUGCUAGGAAGUCAAGUUUAUCCAACUGAUACAUGGACUAAACUCGGAAAUUUUACUGCUGGAAACACAAAGCAUGCUCACAGUUUUGUUCUUCCAGAGCCAAAAUGGGUUAGAUACCUAAAAUUGAAUUUGCUCAGUCAUUAUGGUUCAGAGUUUUACUGUACGCUCAGUGUUUUCGAAGUGUAUGGCAUGGAUGCUGUUGAGAGGAUGCUUGAGGAUCUAAUAUCUGUUCAAGAUAAGGUGAUUGUGUCUGAUGAAUCACUUAGCCGAGAGACGCAUAUGCCCCAUCGUCCAGUACCAGCUGAAGGUGACAGUUAUCAUAACGUUGAUAGUGAAGUGGAACCUGAACUUGCUGUUGGGCACUCUGACACGAAACGAGUGGUAACAACAAUUGAUGUUCCAGAUCCUGUUGAAGAAAUUCGUCAGCAUCAGGUUAACAGGAUGCCCGGGGACAGUGUUCUCAAGAUUCUUAUGCAAAAAGUACGCACACUGGAUUUGAAUUUAUCAGUUCUAGAGAGAUAUCUUGAGGAGCUCAAUUUCAGAUACAACAAGAUCUUUAGAGAGUUUGACAGAGAAAUGGGAGAAAAAAAUGUACUUCUGGAGAACAUAAAAUCAGACAUAAGGAGUUUGCAGGACAGCAAAGAGGCUAUGAGUAAAGAGGUCAAUGAUCUUGUGGCUUGGAAAUCUUUUGUUUCCAUGCAGCUGGAUGAUAUAGUCAGAAGUAAUGCUGUCCUCAGGUUGGAGGUGGAAAAAGUCCGGAGGAAUCAAGUACAUAUGGAGAACAAGGGCAUUGUUAUUUUUCUUGUAUGCUUAACUUUUGGGUUCUUUGCACUUGUGAGGCUGUUUGUAGAUAUGGCGUUGAGCAUGUAUAGGUCGCAGAAUUCCGGGAAAUUUUGGUCAGUAGGUUCUUCCUGGUUUCUUCUACUACUGAGCUGUAGCAUUACCAUUAUCAUUCUGUCGUUGUAAUCGAUAUAAAGCACCACCUAAUUUUUUCUAGAGAGUGUAUAUAUUAAUUAUGACACCUCAUGCCUUGAGGAAA
Molecule: messenger RNA, 2303 nt
Organism: Coffea eugenioides
Lineage: Eukaryota; Viridiplantae; Streptophyta; Magnoliopsida; Gentianales; Rubiaceae
Product: SUN domain-containing protein 4
Exons: 6
Coding region: 455-2230 (591 amino acids)
Biological process (GO): protein folding in endoplasmic reticulum
Cellular component (GO): membrane; cytoplasm
Source: RefSeq, a predicted model, not a curated record